Molecule: messenger RNA, 249 nt
Organism: Echinostoma caproni
Lineage: Eukaryota; Metazoa; Platyhelminthes; Trematoda; Plagiorchiida; Echinostomatidae
Source: the annotation of a GenBank genome assembly
AUGGCGCAGUUCGGAGUUGGUGUGGACUCCCGUUCAUAUGCCGUGACCUUGUCCACCUUGUUCGAUCGAGUGCUGCCAACUUUGAACGAGACCGCUCGCUUGGAAUUAUGGCUGGCGCGUUUCGUGGAGAGUCUUCUGGACGAUCUACGGGAAAAGAAGCGAAUUGUCAUUGCGGGACUUGCCAUAGAUGUAUUCACGCUGGCUGAAGUCGAGAAGCAGUUAAACGAUCAUGAUGUUGCGGCUUUUUAG